Molecule: messenger RNA, 1902 nt
Organism: Capronia coronata CBS 617.96
Lineage: Eukaryota; Fungi; Ascomycota; Eurotiomycetes; Chaetothyriales; Herpotrichiellaceae
Exons: 2
Coding region: 1-1902 (633 amino acids)
Source: RefSeq, a predicted model, not a curated record
AUGCUGUCCAUUCCAAGAGGACCGCCCGCAAUCGUGCUGGGACCACACCUUUAUUCUUUGUCCAACCAUGGUGCGUUUCAUCGCUACUCCGCUGCCAUCUCCCGCCUGUUCAUUUACUGUGAUACUAGUACGGGCAUUGCUAAUGUGAAUGCCUACCAGACCGAUUCUCCUGACCGCUAUCGGUGGCCCAAUAUCUCAGCACGGCUGCAAAAUCUCAGAAACCUUCUCAGUUCCGAGCGCCAUCUAGGCGCCGACCAACGACGGGCAUUCGAGGCAAUUGAUCGAGAGAUGGAUCAGAUGGCAGCCGACCGAUUAGCUGCCCGUGAAAGACGGAGAAGAGGUGAUCCCGAGACACACAUCCAAGACAGAGAUGCACACUCCGUAUCGGAGAGUCCUCCUCAGUCUGCUACUUCUGCCAGCCUUGUCCGGGCCCGAAGAAGAGCUGUCCGACCGAGCGAACGGCUGCAACGAUAUCAGAGAGAAAGAAUCGGGCAAAGCGGCAGAGCAGCUACCUCGGAUACAUUCGUCUCGCCAUCGGAACUCUCACCUGCGUCUCCAGCCCAGACCAGUCGAGGCGAUCGCUUGAGGCCGAAGCGGCGAAAGUUAGACGAUGGUUCUUACGAGGAGAACAAUCAAACCUUCAGCUAUGGACAUUUGGGACAAGUGAUACCCGGUCAACUUCGAAUGGAAGUUGCCAGUUGUGAUGGUGGAGAGUACUCUGACCCGCAUGUCCCCGUCAAUUCCUAUCCCCAGAAUGUCCUCCGGGACGACAAUACUGUCUAUUGCACCAAGAACAACAGAUGUAAUCUGGUCCUCAAACAUGUCGGCGGUAUGCCGUUCAGCUUGACCCAAAUAGUUGUCAAGGCCCCUGCAACUGGUUACGAUUGUCCCAUCCAAGAAGGCAUGGUUUUUGUUGCUAUGGACGACGAGAAGCUCCUUGACAACACAUCGAGGUAUGAGAUACGCUGGUCUCCCAAAGCGUAUCGCCAUUAUCCCGGACGGGCGGAGGGAGUCAGCCUCUCCGAAGAAUACUUCCAGUUAGCAAGAGCCGCUCACGAUCCUAUUGAUCGGUCGUUGUUUCUAAACAACCCAGCAAAUGAGGAGGAGGCGGAGGGCCAGGAGGACAACGACGAUGACCUGGGCGUCUCUCUUGUUCCUGGAUUCACCGUUUCGGUUGCAGAUCGCUCUGACGAAGAGGACGUGAGACGAAGCCAAUCUCCGAUUCCGCCGUGGCAAGAUGAGGAAUAUUCGCUCAGGGCGUAUGUUGACCGGCCUCGGCCUGUUUAUCUGGCGAGUGAACGGAAUGACGGCCUCUGGUCCAGCUCAAGCGACUCUGAGGGAUAUGAGCCGGAGGCUGAACCUCUGGAUGAUCGGGAACGUCACCGACGACAAGUUCUCGAAACCGAAAGCAAUCUGGCACAGCGGAAUCGCCUCCUGGAUCUCAUGCGCGCGCAGCAGAUUCGGGAUAAUGAUGAGGUUUUCGGACGUCGUGGUCAUCAAGAAGGACGUGAUGACGAGAUUGGUCUACAUAACCGUCGCUCGACACCGAGCAGAAUCGAGUUGCGGUCUUUUACACCUACUGGAGGAGCACCUAACCCACCUGAUCGUUCGGAGGAGCAUCCCAGCACAUCAAUGGGCUCUGGUGAACCAACUUCUAAGCAUUUUGUCAGCCAAGCUGGUGGGAGCUCGUCCAGCAGGUCUGAUGUUAUACCGCCACAUGCUCGGUUUUUCAUCAACCGGACCAAUUGCAGCACUACCAUCAAGUUUGACCCUCCGAUCUCUGGUCGAUUCAUUCUCAUCAAACUAUGGGCACAGUGUCCCAGUGCGAACAUUGAUGUUCAAGCCAUUCUUGCUUAUGGAUAUGGAGGGCCUCGGUUUUUCCCAAGCACAGGAUUCCGCUGA